Parnassius mnemosyne (clouded apollo) is the source of this 2811-nucleotide messenger RNA. The record is from the annotation of a GenBank genome assembly. NCBI's taxonomy places the organism in Eukaryota, Metazoa, Arthropoda, Insecta, Lepidoptera, Papilionidae.
ACUCGCUCAGAGAUUCCGGAGUAGACGCACGUUCGAUCGCCUUGCAUUUUUCUAUACUUACGAUAGUUUAAUUCCCGUAUUGUUUUGUUAGUUUCCGCCCUUUUACUCUUGUUCUUUUUGUUUGUAUCCAGUGUAGUAUUUUUUUGGCUUGUUUUAUGUGUUAAAUGUAAAUUCUAAUUUAAAUCAUUAUAGCUGACUUAUACUGAACUUUGGACUUUCUUUGUUCACCAUACUACCUAAGUCAUAGUGCCGUUAAGAAUACCUAAUCGCUACAUUGGUGACCACGACGAUGGCAACGGAUGAUAAAUUCCAAGAUGCAGCUGCUGGAGAAUCCUGCAGAGUUAGUGUGCGACCUCCGCCUUUUUGGCCUGAGGAACCAGGUUUAUGGUUUGCCCAAAUGGAAGGCCAGUUUAUUUUAUCAAAUGUGACGUCUGAUACAACAAAAUUCUACCACGUUAUUGCACAACUUGACCACCGGUAUGCAACAGAGGUAAAGGAUAUUAUUACUUCACCGCCGUCAACAAACAAGUAUGAAAAGUUAAAAACGGAACUUAUUAAGCGUCUUUCUGCGUCCCAGGAGCGUAAGGUUAAACAACUUCUCAUGCACGAGGAGUUGGGCGAUCGAAAGCCAUCUCAGUUUCUAAGACACUUACAACAUCUUGCCGGACCCGCAGUUCCUAAUGAUUUUUUGAAAACCCUGUGGUCAAGCCGUUUACCAGGAAAUUUACAAACAAUAAUAGCAUCACAGUCUGAUUUGCCAUUAGAUAAGUUGGCAGAUUUGGCAGAUAAGGUCCACGAGAUUGCGCCAACCACACUAGGACAAGUCGCCAGCACUUCAUCUUCGGGUAUUACUACUUCUUCCUUCGAGGCAAUGGUUCAACAGAUAAGUGAAUUGACUAAGCAAGUAGCGAAACUUACUACAACACAGGUAAAUAAGUAUCCCCGAUAUCGCUCAAGAUCUCGAUCUAAAUCUAGGGUCAAAGGUAAGCGCAAUUAUUCUAAAACGCGACCACCACAGACACCUCCAAAUCAUCCUCACUGCUGGUAUCAUUUUACAUAUGGUACGCGUGCCAGAAAAUGCUUAGCACCUUGUAAUUGGGAGGCGGAAAACUCAACGGGCAGUCGGCAGUAGCGGCCAACGAUUGCCCAGCUAACACAGGCCGUCUAUUUAUUACUGACCGUGUUUCUAAAAUGCUUUUCCUCGUGGAUACUGGGUCAGACCUUUGUGUAUUCCCACGGUCAGCUAUUAAGACGCCGUGUACCCCUACAAAGUACAGUUUGAUUGCUGCGAAUGGUACAGUCAUAAAUACUUAUGGAGUUAUACAGCUACAGCUGGACCUUGGACUCAGACGUACUUUUACAUGGAAUUUCACUAUUGCCAAUAUUACGAAACCCAUUAUAGGAGUGGAUUUCUUAGGUUUUUAUAAUCUGCUUGUAGAUUGCCGGAGUCAGCGACUAAUAGAUGGCACAACUACCCUUUGUGUAUCCGCACAACGCCAGAGAGUCCCAGAGGAUGUCAUCUCAAUCAAAACCAUCUCUGGUGACAACGAGUUUCAACAGCUGUUACAUAACUUCCCGGAGAUCACCCGACCUGCAGAUAUUGCCUCACUAUCAUCGAUAGAUUUACACGAUGGCCUGAGGCGAUUCCCCUGAAAGACAUCACAGCAGAAUCCUGUGCCUCCGCUCUGGUAUCUGGGUGGAUAUCCAGAUUCGGCUGCCCUGCUCGAAUUACAACGGACAGAGGACGCCAGUUCGAUUCCAGCUUAUUUAAGGCAAUCGCAUCCAUGGUUGGUGCUUGUCAUUUCUGCACAACUGCCUACCACCCUUCUGCUAAUGGAAUGGUGGAGCGCGUACAUCGCCAGCUGAAAGCUGCCAUUAUGUGCCACAACUCUACACAAUGGACUGAGGUACUUCCGCUUGUUCUUCUUGGUAUUCGCAGCUCUUGGAAAGAAGAUAUUCAAGCUUCGUCUGCUGAACUGGUGUAUGGCGAACCUCUUCACCUUCCUGGCGAGUUCAUGAGCCCUAAAGAAAACCACUGCACUGAAGAUUUCACCACCUUCGCCGCCCGUCUACGCUCACAUAUGGCUAAGCUGACGCCAAAACCAGCUAAGUGGCAUAGAAAUGGUCCAUUUUAUAUACCCAAAAAUCUAACAGAUUGCAGUCAUGUAUUCCUGCGUCAGGACCAUGUACGAAAAUCACUAGAGCCUCCAUAUGCGGGCCCGUAUCAAGUUUUAGGCAGGCACCCGAAGUUUUAUAAAGUGCCCGUGCGAAAUAAAGCGGUCAGCGUCAGUAUUGAUCGUCUAAAACCUGCGUAUGUUACAGAUGGACCCACAAAUACUUCGGUUGCUACAUCUUCAUCACCUCCUCUUCCAACAUGCAUCCAUAACGACCAAAAAACGAAGGAAAGGAUUACUAAGAGUGGAAGAAAAGUUCAUUUUCCUGAUUACUAUCGACCGUAGCCACGGUCUCGGCGGGGGAGUACUGUGGGAUACCAACAAUGGACAAAGCCACUUCGCGCGCGCACACGGCCAUCGGAAUACUUCGGCAACCUUCGGAAUUUACGUCCGUGACAUUAACCAUACUCUCAUCACGCCAAGGUGCCCUUCACUCGCUCAGAGAUUCCGGAGUAGACGCACGUUCGAUCGCCUUGCAUUUUUCUAUACUUACGAUAGUUUAAUUCCCGUAUUGUUUUGUUAGUUUCCGCCCUUUUACUCUUGUUCUUUUUGUUUGUAUCCAGUGUAGUAUUUUUUUGGCUUGUUUUAUGUGUUAAAUGUAAAUUCUAAUUUAAAUCAUUAUAGCUGACUUAUACUG